Molecule: messenger RNA, 2219 nt
Organism: Propithecus coquereli (Coquerel's sifaka)
Lineage: Eukaryota; Metazoa; Chordata; Mammalia; Primates; Indriidae
Gene: CHSY1
Product: chondroitin sulfate synthase 1
Exons: 2
Coding region: 128-2083 (651 amino acids)
Cellular component (GO): Golgi cisterna membrane
Molecular function (GO): glucuronosyl-N-acetylgalactosaminyl-proteoglycan 4-beta-N-acetylgalactosaminyltransferase activity
Source: RefSeq, a predicted model, not a curated record
GUGGUCCAAGACAAUUCCUGGGAAGGUUGAAUUCUUCUCUAGUGAAGGUUCAGACACAUCUCUACCAAUUCCAAUAGUGCCACUACGGGGCGUGGAUGACUCCUACCCUCCCCAGAAGAAGUCUUUCAUGAUGCUCAAGUACAUGCAUGACCACUACUUGGACAAGUAUGAAUGGUUUAUGAGAGCAGAUGAUGAUGUUUACAUCAAAGGAGAUCGUCUGGAGAAUUUUCUGAGGAGUUUGAAUAGCAGCGAGCCCCUCUUUCUUGGGCAGACAGGACUGGGCACUACAGAAGAAAUGGGAAAACUGGCCCUUGAGCCUGGUGAGAACUUCUGCAUGGGGGGGCCUGGUGUGAUCAUGAGCCGGGAGGUACUUCGGAGAAUGGUACCACACAUUGGCAAGUGUCUCCGGGAAAUGUACACCACCCAUGAGGACGUGGAGGUGGGAAGAUGUGUCCGGAGGUUUGCAGGGGUGCAGUGUGUCUGGUCUUAUGAGAUGCAGCAGCUUUUUUAUGAGAAUUAUGAACAGAACAAAAAGGGGUACAUUAGAGAUCUCCAUAACAGUAAAAUUCACCGAGCCAUCACAUUACACCCCAACAAAAACCCACCCUACCAGUACAGACUCCACAGCUACAUGCUCAGCCGCAAAAUAGCCGAACUUCGUCAUCGCACAAUACAGCUCCACCGAGAAAUCGUCCUGAUGAGCAAAUACAGCAACACCGAGGUUCAUAAAGAAGACCUCCAGCUGGGAAUUCCUCCUUCCUUUAUGAGGUUUCAGGCCCGCCAACGAGAGGAGAUUCUGGAAUGGGAGUUUCUGACUGGGAAAUACUUGUAUUCAGCGGCUGACGGCCAGCCCCCUCGAAGGGGCAUGGACUCCGCUCAGAGGGAAGCCUUGGACGACAUUGUCAUGCAGGUCAUGGAGAUGAUCAACGCCAACGCCAAGACCAGAGGGCGCAUCAUCGACUUCAAGGAGAUCCAGUACGGCUAUCGUCGGGUGAACCCCAUGUAUGGGGCCGAGUACAUCCUGGACCUGCUGCUUCUGUACAAAAAGCACAAAGGGAAGAAGAUGACGGUUCCUGUGAGGAGGCACGCAUAUUUACAGCAGACUUUCAGCAAGAUCCAGUUUGUGGAGCACGAGGCAUUGGACGCAAAGGAAUUGGCCAAGAAAAUCAAUCAAGAGUCUGGAUCCUUGUCCUUUCUCUCGAAUUCCCUGAAGAAGCUUGUUCCCUUUCAGCUCCCUGGGUCGAAGAAUGAGCACAAAGAACCCAAAGAUAAAAAGAUAAAUAUACUGAUUCCUUUGUCUGGACGUUUUGAUAUGUUUGUGAGAUUUAUGGGAAACUUCGAGAAGACGUGUCUUAUCCCCAAUCAGAACGUCAAGCUCGUUGUUCUGCUCUUCAAUUCCGACUCCAACCCCGACAAGGCCAAACAAGUUGAACUGAUGAGAGAUUACCGCAUUAAGUAUCCCAAAGCCGACAUGCAGAUUUUGCCUGUGUCUGGGGAGUUUUCGAGAGCGUUAGCCCUGGAGGUCGGAUCCUCCCAGUUUAAUAACGAGUCUUUGCUCUUCUUCUGCGAUGUCGACCUCGUGUUCACUACAGAAUUCCUUCAGCGAUGCCGAGCAAAUACAGUUCUGGGCCAACAGAUAUAUUUUCCAAUCAUCUUUAGCCAGUAUGACCCAAAGAUUGUUUAUAGUGGGAAAGUUCCCAGCGACAACCAUUUUGCCUUUACUCAAAAAACUGGCUUCUGGAGAAACUAUGGGUUUGGCAUCACUUGUAUUUAUAAGGGAGAUCUUGUCCGAGUGGGCGGCUUUGAUGUUUCCAUCCAAGGCUGGGGGCUGGAGGAUGUGGACCUUUUCAACAAGGUUGUCCAGGCAGGUUUGAAGACAUUUAGGAGCCAAGAGGUAGGAGUAGUCCAUGUCCACCAUCCUGUCUUCUGUGAUCCCAAUCUUGAUCCCAAACAGUACAAGAUGUGCUUGGGGUCCAAAGCAUCAACAUAUGGGUCUACACAGCAGUUGGCUGAAAUGUGGCUAGAAAAAAAUGAUCCAAGUUACAGCAAAAGCAGCAAUAAUGGCUCAGUGAGGACAGCCUAAUGUCCAGCUCUGCUGGAAAAGACGUUUUUAAUUAUCUAAUUUAUUUUUCAAAAAUUUUUUGUAUGAUCAGUUUUUGAAGUCCAUACAAGGAUAUAUUUUACAAGUGGUUUUAUUACAUAGGACUCCUUUAAGAUUG